This is a messenger RNA of Zychaea mexicana, 396 nucleotides long. RefSeq lists its product as uncharacterized. The record is from RefSeq and is a predicted model, not a curated record. Bases 65 to 265 code for a protein of 66 amino acids. Lineage: Eukaryota; Fungi; Mucoromycota; Mucoromycetes; Mucorales; Lichtheimiaceae. The transcript is spliced from 4 exons.
AUUACAGUAUAUACCUAUUCUUUCUUCAUCAGUAUGCAUUAUUAUACUUGUUGGCAUAUAAAUUAUGACCUUGAGCUCGGUAUGCUCCGGGCAUUGGAGUGGGGAAAGAAGCAAAAAGUCUCAUCAUAGCAGCGACAACACGUUGUUGUUGAAUGAAGCGUAUAGCGAUGCGAGAAACUAUACAGCUAUAGUAGAAAAACUCCAUGUCAAUCUUUGCUCGGUUGUCACACGUGAAGAAGACGCAAAAAACCUCAUCGUGGUAUGAGAACAUGCACCCCUCAUUUUCCCGUAUAGAUACUACUCUCCCUAAUCGCCUUCAGGCAUUCAUGCCAAUUCCUAGAUAUGAACGGUGUACGUAUGAUCACCCAAGAAGCUGUGUAACAGCUGAAGUAUGAU